Molecule: messenger RNA, 985 nt
Organism: Juglans microcarpa x Juglans regia
Lineage: Eukaryota; Viridiplantae; Streptophyta; Magnoliopsida; Fagales; Juglandaceae
Product: protein TIC236, chloroplastic-like
Exons: 3
Coding region: 464-970 (168 amino acids)
Biological process (GO): protein secretion
Cellular component (GO): plasma membrane
Source: RefSeq, a predicted model, not a curated record
UCAUGGCAAUGCUGAAAUUGCUCCAGGUGAGCAAAGUCAUGCAUUCUGCAAGCGCUUAUCUUUAACUUUAAACUUACACCUGCAAAAAACGGUAAAAUUUCACCUUAAAGUAAUUAGUCCGUGCCUUGCUUUCCUAAGGUCUGUGAUGUGUUCCAUUAAAUAGGUCAGAGGUACGGUUGAACAGCCAUUGCUCGAUGGAUCUGCUUCAUUCCACAGGGCAUCUAUAUCAUCACCAGUACUCCGAAAACCGCUCACAAACUUUGGUGGCACUGUCAAUGUGAAAUCAAAUAGACUAUGCAUCACUUCAUUGGAUAGUAGGGUGGGCAGAAGGGGAAAGAUUUUUCUGAAAGGGAAUCUGCCCCUCAGAACUAGUGAAGUUUCCCUUGGUGAUAAAAUUGACCUGAAAUGUGAAGUCCUGGAAGUACGGGCAAAGAAUAUACUUAGUGGUCAGCUUGACACUCAGAUGCAAAAAACUGGCUCUAUAUUGGAACCAAAUAUUUCUGGAAUUCUAAAAUUGAGCCGUGGAGAAGCAUAUUUGCCACAUGAUAAGGGUAGUGGAGCUGCUCAAUUUAAUAGAUUGGCAUCGAACCAGUCCCAGCUUCCUAGCAGUGGCGUUAAAUUCAAUCAUGCAGUUGCUUCAAGAUAUGUUUCACGGUUUUCCAGUUCAGAACCUGCUACUUCAUGGGCCAAAUUCACCCAAUCCCCAGUUAAAUCAGCUGGAACUGAAAAGGAAAUGGAGCAAGUGAACGCCAAACCAAAUUUAGAUAUCUGCCUCAGUGAUUUAAAGCUUGUUCUAGGACUAGAAUUGAGGAUAAUUUACCCUUUGAUUCUUAAUUUUGCUGUCAGUGGAGAGCUUGAGCUAAAUGGCCUGGCUCAUCCCAAAUUGAUAAAACCUAAAGGUAUUCUAACAUUUGAAAGUGGUGACGUGAAUCUUGUGGCAACUCAGGUAAGCCCCAUGUUAAUUUUGUAGUGUAGAUUUUCUUGU